AUGGAUCCAGAAGCACAAAAAAAUGCAAGAAAGAAAGAGUUGGAUGAUAUGAAAAAGAGAAUUGCUGAAUAUAAAGAAAAGAAAAUUGCACAAACCUCUAAACUUUCAACAACCAAAGCAACUUCACCAUCUCUAUCAACAGGUGCUGGAGCAACAUCACCACCAGCUGAAAGCUUUGAUAGUCUAUUAGAAUCUAUCAAUAACAUUGCACCAACUUCACCACCAACAACUUCUGCCACUAGUACCAGUACUUCUACUACUACAGCUACACCAUCAACUAUACAACAACAAGAUAAAUAUAAACCAACAUUGUCAAUACAAAACUUGGUCAUUGAAUUUGAUAUACCACCUCGUGAGAUUCCAACCUAUACAAAGGCAACCCAAACACCAGAUAUUGAUUUCAAUGGUGAAAAUGAAGAUCAACAAGUAAACGCUACACCAAACAAAUCAAAAUCAAAAUAUCAACAAUUACAACAACAACAACAACAAACAACACCAACCCUUGCUUCAAGUUCAACUGGUAUCGAUUCAUCAGAAGGUCAUGAAGCUAUUGAAGAAACAAAUGUAUCAAAAGAACCAGAAGUUAUUGAAUUGGAUGAACAAGAGAAAAAAGAGAUUUUAGAAUCUGAAUCAUUUAGAACAUUCUUUACAAGAUCAUCAAAAGUUAUUGAAAGAGCUUUAAUGUUGGAUGAUAAUAUUGAUAUAUUGGUUGAUUAUACCAAAACUGAUGAUGAAGAUAAAUCAUCAUCAAAAGAAUUAAAAUUAAUGGGAACAUUGGUAGAUGAAAGAUGGUCAAAACAUAGAUCAGUUACAGAUAUUAAUUGGUCACCAAAACAUCCAGAAUUGGUUGUUACAUCCUACUCUGCAAAUGAAACUGGUUCACAUGAUCCAGAUGGAGUUGUUUUAGUUUGGUCUGUUAAUAAUUUCUAUCAAAAACCAGAAUAUGUUUUUAAUUGUCAAUCACCAGUAAUGACAACAUUCUUUUCAAGAUUUCAUCCAACUUUGAUUGUUGGUGGUACAUAUUCAGGACAAAUAGUAGUAUGGGAUACUAGAUCAAAAUCAACACCAGUACAGAGGACACCAUUAUCAUCGGUUGGACAUACUCAUCCAGUGUAUAGCAUGUCUGUUGUAGGAUCUACCAAUGCCAAUACAUUGAUUUCAGUAUCGACCGAUGGUAAGUUAUGUUCAUGGAAUCUUGACAAUUUAUCACAACCAGUAGAAACAUUGGACCUCAAUGCCAAAAACAAUACUUCCUCUACGGUUUCUGCAACAUCAUCGAUUGCUGUUACAAGUCUUGUAUUCCAAGAGACUGAAAUGAAUGCCUUUUUCGUUGGAUCUGAAGAUGGUAGUAUCUAUCAAGCACACAGACACGGUAGCAAGACUGGUAUAUCUGAUCGUUACAAGGGACAUCACGGACCCAUUACCUCUAUUGAUUUCCAUCCAUCACGUGGGUCAAUUGACUUUGGUAACUUGUUCUUGUCGUCGUCUACCGAUUGGACCACUCGUCUAUGGUCGACCAACAAGACCGAGGCACCAGUCUAUUCAUUUGAAGACUAUGUCGACUAUGUGUACGAUGCUAGAUGGUCACCAGUCCACCCAUCAGUCUUUGUCACUGGUGAUGGUAACGGACAAAUGUGUCUCUGGGAUCUCAACGAAGAAACAGAUGCACCGAUAGUCCGAAACAAGAUCUCUUCACAUGCUCUCAAUCGUCUCUCUUGGUCUGGCGAUGGUAAGCGUUUACUUGUUGGUGAUUCAACCGGUCAACUCUCCCUCUAUGACACUUCUCCCUAUGCCAACCCAGAACCAGAUUCUUGGUCAAAGUUUGGUAAUAUCGUUGAUAAACUCCUAUCAAAACCUCUUACCCUUCAAGAUUCUCCAACUACUGCAAUUGAUAAAGAUGAUUAA
Messenger RNA from Cavenderia fasciculata, 1905 nucleotides. It is a transcript of the gene dicA, whose product is annotated as cytoplasmic dynein intermediate chain. Gene Ontology annotation, biological process: transport along microtubule. NCBI's taxonomy places the organism in Eukaryota, Evosea, Eumycetozoa, Acytosteliales, Cavenderiaceae. The transcript has 5 exons. The coding region runs from base 1 to 1905 and encodes 634 amino acids. The record is from RefSeq and is a predicted model, not a curated record. Gene Ontology annotation, molecular function: dynein light chain binding; dynein heavy chain binding. Gene Ontology annotation, cellular component: cytoplasmic dynein complex.